CUGAACAAGUCCUAAGACCCGCCGCCACCUGCAGGCACAGACUCUUGGUGAAGUUGUCCAGCUCCUGGUCGCUCCUCGUCCUUUAAACUUCCUCCUCAUCCUCCUCAUCCUCAUCUCCUGGAAGCCGAAGCUCUGAGAGGUCAUGGCGGGCGCCGCUCUCCUCCUCCGGGUCCUCCUCCCGCUGCUCGGAGGGACCAUUCUCCUCAACGGCAUCCCCGCGCAGAGGAUCGGAGUUCGUCGUCAGAACAUGAAGGUUCGGAUCAACGCCACCGGCGACACCAUCGUGAUGAAGUUCGUGCGUCCGAGUCCUGACGUGAAGUUGGAGGGUUAUAUUCUGGGAUACGGCAGCAGCAUGUUCUCCAAACAGUUCAUCCAGCUGCCGGAGAACGGACAACCCUACGAGACCGAGAUGGAUGCAGAGCCCAAGUACUUGGUGGCCGUGCAGCCAAUCCCUGUCAACGAUGUGAAGAAACACUGCACAGGCAAGGUGAACCUGGAGAAGCCGCUCCACCUGGUGAUCGGCUCCAUCAGCCCGACGGCGGUGCUGCUGUCCUGGGGAAACUACCUGAAGACGCCCUACGAAGGGAACAUCAUGAACGAGUGUCUGGAGGACGGGUAUUACACCAUCCGCUACAGGGAGAGGAACAGGAAGUGGAUUUACCAUACCUGCCCGACCAGCGACACGGUCAUCGACAACCUGAAACCCAACACAGCCUACGAGUUCGGCGUCCGAUCGAACAAGGACGACCGCAGCGGCACGUGGAGCAAAGCGGUCAUCCACAACACCAACAUGGGCAAUAAAAAUGCGCAGAAGCCGUACAAGCUGCCUAAUCCUCUCGCCAAGCCCAAGAAACCUCAUGGACCUCACGCUCUGUUCCCUCCUCGUCCUGCUCUGCACAACCGGACGCAGCCUCGACUUUCUCCUCCGCUCAAAAACCCAGGUUUCCCCGGAGCGCCACGCACCUCUUUCGCGCCACCUGAGAGCCAGCAGGAAACUUUACCUCUUCCCGGCUCCGCUGAGCCGAAACGGCCUCAUGUGUCACUCGACAAAGGAAACACUGUUAAAAACGACACCAACCGACCGGUGGAUCCUCGUCCCUCUGCCCUCCCCCGACUGCUGCUCACCAAAGCCCCUUCCGCCAACACCACAGCCUCCCCCCUUACUAAAUUACCCUCCUAUGGUGACUCGCUUCAGGGGCAGACUACUAAGGCGCCCUCUAAUGCACCUGAGAAGCCUCCCAACCCUGCCGCAUUUGGCAGAUCACAGGAUGGAUCGUCGCUGCUGAGAACAGCUCUGGCCAAUGAGAGGGCUAAAACUAACCACUGGGUAAGCGGACAGCCACACCGGGGCAUUUCCCUGCCUAAACCAGCCUUAUGGUCCAGACCUCGACUGGGAUCUCCUGCUCGCCCGUCGAUACCGAUCAACAAGAAACCAAAUUUGGUGGGAAAACCCGGAGAAACAGACAAGGUGAACAACGUUAAGCAGAAGGACAAGUUGUCCAUUCUGAAACCCAAAGUCCCACCGGCUACCGCCAAGCCAACCAAACAGGAGUGGAAACAGACCACAACUGCUACACCGUCAACAACUGUGAGUCGACAGGAAACGUGGGAGGACUCAGACUUGUUUAAAUCAGAGCCGGCCUCUGACGUUGACGCCAUGGGCAAGAAGCGUUACGUGGCGCCUCAUGUCGUCUACCAAACAGGCAAGAAACCGGACGAGCCUUGCUCCAUCACCUCCUCCCUCAACUACUUCCCCGAAGACGAACCCGGCGAGACGAACGUGACGGCUCCGCCGAAGAGCCCGCCCUCCAACCUCACCGUAGUAACGGUGGAGGGAUGCCCGUCCUUCAUCAUCCUGGACUGGGAGAAAACUGACAACGACACCACCGAGUAUGAAGUCAUCUCCACCACCAAAGGACCUGAUGGCGAGCAGGUUUCCAUCCUGACCACCAACCAGACUCACACCGCUGUGGAGAACCUCAAACCUGAGAGCAGUUAUGAGUUCAAGGUGAAGCCGAAGAACGAGCUGGGUGCAGGUCCUUCCAGUGAACCGGUGUCCUUCAACACGGAGUCAGCGGACCCACGGGUGAGCGAGAACGUUUCAGGCAAAGACGCCAUUUGGACUCAGUUCCCCUUUAAGACGGACUCGUACUCCGACUGCCAUGGUAAACAGUACGUGAAGAGGACCUGGUACCGCAAGUUUGUCGGCAUCCAGCUGUGCAACUCGCUCAGGUACAAGAUCUACCUGAGCGAUUCGCUCAACGGUAAAUUCUACAACAUCGGAGAUCAGACCGGCUUCGGGGAGGAUCACUGUCAGUUCGUGGAUUCCUUCCUGGAUGGAAGAACAGGCAAGCAGCUGAGAGCCGACCAGCUACCGUCCAGACCUGGUUUCUACAGAGCCAUGCGUCAGGAGCCCGUCCACUUCGGCCAGAUUGGCGGACACUCCCACGUCAACUACGUCUCAUGGUACGAGUGUGGAACACCCAUCCCCGGCAAAUGGUAAACGGGCUCGACCCCAGAGUCGUCGUCAGAGAAGCCUGGAAGAGGAUUCGUCGCCCAGGCUGGGAUGGCGACAACAGAAUUGGUCCUUAAAAUCUCCCGGACCUCCAAACUCCCUCAACUUCAUGUUCCACCACCUUAUCCAGUGCUGUAAAAACAUGUACAGGACAUACUCGUCAGGGAAUUUGUAACGAGAGAGCAUUUAAAAAAAAUAUGUAAUAGCAAACAUGCCUUGUCUUAACAAUUUAUCAAGCAUCAAGGCUAAACUGAUAGAAGAGCAGGAAGAUAUGUGGAGGUUUGGUUACUCUCUGCAGUGUUGGGGGGCAGCAAACUCACGCUAGAUAUAUUUUAUUUUGUGUUAAAAUAAUGGGAAGCUGGCUCCCUGGAGUACUAUUUUCAUAACUUGUGAGAUGUUAUUUAUCAAAAGGUCUUGGAUUGCAUUUCUUCUGGAGGGCCACAGGCGAGAAGUCACAGGAUUUUUUGGUGUGUGAUGCUUCUGCGGUUCCUCUGGUGUAGAUGUUUCCGAACAUUUUCUUUGUUUUCAGUUGAGCUUGUUCCUGUUGAUUUGCAUUAAAGGGCAGAAGGUUUUUAAAAGUGCAGCCGCGGAGCAAGACGUGCUGACCAGACGCCGUCCUGCGUCACAGCCAUUCGUAGCGGUCUUGUACCGGUGGCUCUGAAGUGCCUGGAACGAGCACACGAAGAUGGACUGCUCACUGUAGAGAAUAUAUCGAAUGUGUGAUAAACUUGCUGGAUAUUGCUAUUUUUCUGCCUCACGAACGUGGCUCCAAGUACAUUAACCUCCUACUAUUAUUUUGUCAUUAGCCAUUAAUCUGCCGACUGUUUCCGUGAUUAAUUGGUUCAUCCUUUGCUUUAUAAAACAUCUGAAAAUAGUGAAAAAUGUCCUUGAGCCCAAGGUGAUGUCCUCUGAUGCCUCUUUUUUGUUCGACCAACAGUCCAAAACCCAGAAACAUUCGGUUAACUGUCGUGUAAAUCUCGUAUUUGAGAAGCUCAAACCAAGGAAUAUUUGGCAUUUUUGCUUGAAAACCGACCUGAAAAGUUAAUUGGUCGAUUAUCAAAAACCAUUAUCAAUGGUUGCUGGUGAAUUUUCAGUCGGUCGACUAAUGUAUUCAUUUGCCAGUGGUUGCAGCUCUAGUCUUAGUCCUGUGCAGUGUGUUCGAUGUGGAAAUUCACGUCGGCGUGAGCAUGAAGUACACGGUGCAUCACGCAGGCCUGAUUUUCGGUGCUUUACACUAAAACCCGUCAGUUAGACGUCAGCACACCAGCUGUGUUGAUCAGACUCGCUGCCUGCAGCCUCUAACUGGGGAAUCCAGCCGGCGCGAGGCCUCUACACUUGCAAUUUGCACAACAGAAAUGUAUUUAUAUGUAUAUGGAGAGAAUGUAUUUUUUCAAUACAUUUUUGCAGAUGCAUUUCCCUCACCUUUUUUGUUUAACUGUGCUAUAAUGUGCUCUUCUUCUUGUUGCCUCAUGCUAAAGCACAGCAGGAAGCAAACUAUACAACAAAAUGGCUGGUGAAUCAAAAAAUGUGUGUAUUCAAACAAUCCCUUUCUUUAUUUUACCGACCAAAACUGAUUUACAGAGGAGAAGAACCUUUAAACUUUAGUCUUUGCCUCGGUGGGUAUUUCAAGCAGCAUUGAAGAAAGGCUGGUAAGGUUAGCAUAGAUAUAUCGAUGGCCAGCUGUUUCCACAUCUGUGUGUCUAACCAACUCUGAUCUGGGAAAACCAACAUCUCAGUUGCUCAGCAAUCAUAAAAAUCAAACAAAGAUUCCCAAAAGUGAAAGUGUAGGCAAUAUCAGCAACUUUCUGAUGGAAGAAAAAAUCAAGCACGUUCAAAAUAAUAAAAACCAGGAAUAAUUCCAACACAGAGAGUUUUUUUUCCACGCACAAAUGUUAUGAAACGCUAAAUAACUGAAAUUUCCAGCCUGGGAACAUAAUCCCGUAGCCAGAUGCUAGUAAAGCCAAACCACAAUCUGAUUGGACAAGCACAAGCAAAGGACUUUCAAACUAUGGUCAUGACCUUAGUGGGUAUUUCAAGCACGACCGAAGUAGGACUAGCUAGGUUAGCGAGGCUAAAGCGGAGGCUAGUUGUUUCCGUGGCUACCAGGGUCACUGUCCCCGAUCCAGGUCCUGGGAAGGAACCUUCUGAAGCUCGGACACCGGUUUCGUUCGCUCAGGCGUUCGUAAAAUUUGUUCGCGUUCUUAAAAUGUCUGGCUAGCUAACCAGAUACUCGCGACAGAUAGAUGAACUAACCGGCCAGACGGAGGAGAAUAAUGUCGAGGUGAUCUCAGAAACUUUUAGGGAAAAGUUACCUCGGCCAGGUGUUCAGUGAUGAGAUACAAUGAAUAAUCAAAAUUGAUGGUGAGAUUUUUCUUCCUAUUUCCAACAUUUGUCCCAUAAUAAU
Messenger RNA from Xiphias gladius (swordfish), 4919 nucleotides. RefSeq names its product target of Nesh-SH3-like. The record is from RefSeq and is a predicted model, not a curated record. NCBI's taxonomy places the organism in Eukaryota, Metazoa, Chordata, Actinopteri, Istiophoriformes, Xiphiidae. The transcript is spliced from 22 exons. Gene Ontology annotation, biological process: positive regulation of cell-substrate adhesion; extracellular matrix organization. Gene Ontology annotation, molecular function: protein binding. The coding region runs from base 143 to 2503 and encodes 786 amino acids.